Molecule: messenger RNA, 523 nt
Organism: Paramecium primaurelia
Lineage: Eukaryota; Ciliophora; Oligohymenophorea; Peniculida; Parameciidae
Source: the annotation of a GenBank genome assembly
AUGCCUCAUGUAUUAGAAGAUUUAAGGAGAAUUUUCCCAAAAAAGUCAUUUCUACUCUAGACCUAUAUGUUAGGUUGUUUCUAUUUGAUAAAUUAAUAAUUAAACUUUGAUGAAAAGAAGAAAGAGAAGUAGAUUAUGCCAAUAUGGAGAUUAAAAUUGAUUGAAAAUCAACACAAAAGACAUUUAAGAUAAUUUUAAUUGAAAAUCUUAAUUGAUCAACAAAUACCACCAAAACCUCAACACAAAAUGUCAUAUGGUUUGAUGGAAUUUAGUAAUAGAUUGUCAUUUAUAUUUUAGGAACAUCUUAAUUUGUUGAGUUUCCAAACUUGAAUAAACUUGACUCAACCUCAUAAGUGGUAUUAUUUAUGUAAUUUUUUAGCAUACUUUACAAAUAGACUCAAAGCAAAUUCAGAAUUUUAGUUUAGAUGACUUAUCAACAAUAGAAAGUGAAUUUAUUCCAGAUAUAAAGACAGAUUUGCAAAUACAGAAAUCUGUGGAUAUGACAUAAAGUUGCAUCUUUUGA